This is a messenger RNA of Drosophila ficusphila, 3220 nucleotides long. Its product is annotated as vesicle-fusing ATPase 1. Gene Ontology annotation, biological process: SNARE complex disassembly; intra-Golgi vesicle-mediated transport; Golgi to plasma membrane protein transport. The record is from RefSeq and is a predicted model, not a curated record. Gene Ontology annotation, cellular component: Golgi stack. Gene Ontology annotation, molecular function: ATP hydrolysis activity; ATP binding. NCBI's taxonomy places the organism in Eukaryota, Metazoa, Arthropoda, Insecta, Diptera, Drosophilidae.
GGCGCGCAUGUGCAAAAUCGAUUGAAAAAGCUAAAGUCUCUUGUUCUGAAAAUUCAGCAAAAACAAAGUUUGACAUUUGUGGAGUAGCUUUAACUCAGUUAGGUUAAGUCGCCGAUACUGUGGACACCCUCUAAAGGCUAAAACUCAUUGAAAUAUAGGUUUUAGUAACCAAGAAAAGCAGUCUUCAUAACAUCCUUCUAGUAUCCUAUCCAAUUCUUAUCGAUUUUUGUGCUGCUUGUAAACAACCCCCAGAAAAAGUACCACAAAACCAAAGCAAAAACUGAAGACAUGGCUUAUCGUUUAAAAGCCACCAAAUGCCCCACGGACGAGCUUUCGCUAACCAAUCGAGCAAUUGUGAAUGUUGGCGACUUUCCGGAUGAAGUCAAAUAUGCUGACAUAUCGCCAGCCGCUGGUCAGCACUUCAUUUUCGCUUUGGAAAAGACCGUCGAAGUGCCCAGUGGCUAUGUGGGAUUCUCUUUGGUGCAAAGGAAGUGGGCCAUGGUGUCCAUCAACCAGGAGCUGGAGGUUCGUCCCUAUCGCUUCGAUGCCUCCUCGGAUGUCAUCACCUGUGUGUCCUUCGAAACGGAUUUUCUCCAAAAGAAAACCGUUUCCCAGGAGCCCUAUGACUCGGAUCAAAUGGCCAAGGAGUUCAUCAUGCAGUUCGCUGGCAUGGCUUUAACUGUGGGCCAAUCCCUGGUUUUCAACUUCAAGGAUAAGAAGCUCUUGGGUCUGGCUGUGAAGUCCCUGGAGGCCAUCGAUCCCAAGAGUUUGGGCGAAGGCAAGGAGCCGGCGAUGCGGAAUGUGCGUUUCGGUCGGAUUCUUGGCAAUACGGUGGUGCAGUUCGAGAAGGCCGAGAACAGUUCCCUCAAUCUGCAGGGCAAGAGCAAGGGCAAAGUCGUCCGCCAGUCGAUCAUCAAUCCCGAUUGGGACUUUGGCAAGAUGGGAAUCGGCGGUCUGGACAAGGAAUUCAAUUCGAUCUUCCGUCGGGCGUUUGCCUCGCGUGUUUCCCCGGAAUUGGUCGAGCAACUGGGUUGCAAGCACGUGAAGGGCAUCCUUUUGUACGGUCCACCGGGAACGGGUAAGACCCUGAUGGCCCGUCAAAUUGGCACCAUGUUGAAUGCCCGCGAGCCGAAGAUCGUGAAUGGACCACAGAUUCUGGACAAGUACGUGGGCGAAUCGGAAGCCAAUGUCCGGCGAUUGUUUGCUGAGGCUGAGGAGGAGGAGAAGCGCCUGGGACCGAACAGUGGUCUACAUAUCAUCAUCUUCGACGAGAUCGAUGCCAUUUGCAAGCAACGUGGCUCGGUGGCAGGAAACAGUGGUGUCCACGAUACCGUGGUGAAUCAACUGCUCACCAAAAUCGAUGGCGUGGAUCAGUUGAACAAUAUCCUCGUUAUUGGAAUGACCAAUCGCAGGGACAUGAUCGAUGAGGCGUUGCUGCGACCUGGUCGUCUCGAGGUGCAAAUGGAGAUCAGUUUGCCCAACGAACAGGGUCGCGUUCAGAUCCUGAAUAUCCACACCAAGCGGAUGAGGGAUUUCAACAAGAUUAACGAUGAUGUGGAUAACAAGGAGAUUGCGGCGCUGACCAAGAACUUCAGUGGCGCUGAAUUGGAGGGUUUGGUGCGUGCCGCUCAAUCGAGUGCCAUGAAUCGGUUGAUCAAGGCGGAUGCCAAGGUAACCGUGGACCCGGAGGCCAUGGAGAAGCUAAAGGUGAAUCGCGAUGACUUCCUGCACUCGUUGGAGAACGACAUCAAGCCGGCUUUUGGAACGGCUCAGGAAAUCCUCGACAAUAUGCUGGCACGUGGUGUGAUCAACUGGGGAACUCCGGUUAGCAAUCUUCUGGAGGACGGAAUGCUGUAUGUACAACAGGCCAAGGCUCCCGAAUCGAGUGGUCUGGUCUCCGUUUUGGUGGCUGGAGCUCCAAACUCUGGCAAGACAGCACUGGCUGCCCAAUUGGCCAAGAUGUCGGACUUCCCGUUCGUGAAGGUCUGCUCGCCGGAGGAUAUGGUUGGCUAUACUGAGUCAGCCAAGUGUCUGCACAUCCGCAAGAUCUUCGAUGACGCCUACCGCUCCACACUCAGCUGCAUUGUGGUGGACAAUGUGGAGCGUCUGCUCGACUACGGAUCCAUUGGACCGCGUUACUCCAAUAUGACGCUGCAGGCACUGCUCGUUCUGCUCAAGAAACAGCCGCCAAAGGGACGCAAGCUGCUCAUCCUGUGCACUUCGAGCAGGAGGGAGGUUCUCGAGGAGAUGGAGAUGCUGACGGCCUUCACCUCGGUGCUCCACGUGCCCAAUCUCUCGCACCCGGAACACGUUUUGGCCGUCCUCGAGCACACGGACAUCUUUAGCAAGGGAGAGGUCCAGGCCAUUGGCAAGAAGAUGGCCGGCAAGCGGGUCUUCAUCGGCAUUAAGAAGCUGUUGGGCCUGAUCGACAUGGCUAGGCAGACGGAGCCCUCGCAGAGGGCCAUCAAGUUCCUGUCCAAGAUGGAGGAGGAGGGUGGCCUGGACAUGGUGGCACGGCAGUGAGGCAUAUGAAGCUGGAUGUGCCCCAAAAAGCAGUCUCAAUUAUUAGCUUCUAAGUGAAAAUGGAUGGAGGGGCGAGAGCGAUGAAUCCGAGUACGCAUCUAAAUCAGAAGCGUUGACUCCACGUACACGUAUACACCGCAAAACUUAUACUAUAUAGACAGAUAUAUACAGAUAUAUAUAUAUAUAUAUAUAUAAAUACGAUCCAAGCUUCGCGUUGUUUGUUCGGUCCCAAGACCCAGUUGACAAGAAAAGACAAGAAUGAAAACCACAUCCACAUUCCGGAGGAGUUUCCCGUGUUUCUGAAAAACCCCACAGAGCACAAUCAAAUCUCGAAUCAGAAUCAGAUAUGUGAGACCCGUGACCUGAAGAUGAGGCAUAUGGCAUAUGACAUUAUAAUGACAUGACGGCAGAAUGGAAGCAGAUACUCAAUUACAUUUAUAAAUAUAGCACGCGUAGCUAAUAACUCGUUAAUAGCAUGAUAAUCUUUCUCGUUACCUUUUAAUUUUAGGCCUUGCUUGAGUAUAUUCCCAAAAUGUGGGAGAAAACACCAAAGUCUUGCCCCGGGCAUUGUGAACGUUGUUUAUCGGUAAUUUAACGACCUAACUAAUUAAUUAAAUAUUUACUAAAUCAAAUAUUGUUAACCGCCAAUGUUAUACGUAUAUCUUAAAUAAAGAAAACGAUCUCAAAUUCCAUCUUA